Molecule: messenger RNA, 1342 nt
Organism: Cladocopium goreaui
Lineage: Eukaryota; Dinophyceae; Suessiales; Symbiodiniaceae
Source: the annotation of a GenBank genome assembly
GCAGAACAGACUUUACCCAAAAGGGAUUUAAAUCGAAGAGCUUUGAUCAUCGAAGAUCAUGUCUUCCGGACGUGUGGAUGCCGCACGUGGUGCAAAGCAAUUCCCUGGUUUAGCCAUUACUGUUCCUGAGGAAGAACCCGAUUUGAAUCUUUAUCCUCCCGAAGCUGUACAAGUCCGGAACACCUUCAUUCAUGUGGCAAGCCCACUCUCCGAAGAUGUUUGGAACUCCCGGGCAGCCGUGUCAUGUCCAGCUUCUCAAAUCGGUGUACUCCACAAGGCGUUCCAGGACUUUUCUUUCGACAUUGGACCAAUGCAAAAGGACAUUCAGAAAGACAUCCAGGAGGACAAGGUGCAUGCAGUGCAUGAGCUGGCAGGCAAGCCAGUGAUUUGCCUUGAAAAUGCACUGAGAUUUGAUGAUUCACAGGCUCUAGAUCAAAAUGCAAAUCCUCAGAAUGUGGACCUCCAAUGGCCAUGCUAUGCUCAGAAUGUGGAGCCACAUUAUGUGGAGCCUUACGGGGAGCCAUGCUAUGCUUCCACGGAGCCCCCACCUCCAGGGCCUUCGGCUCCGGGGCCUCCGGCUUCCUCCGUUCCAAAUGUUCCAGCUCCCUACGAGCCAGCACCAGGAUCGACAGAGCUUCCCAGCGUCGGUUCCCGAGGGCACUAUAGCGGUGACUGCAAGCCAUGCUCUUUCCUGUAUGCAAAGGGAUGCAACAACGGAGCCAUGUGUUUGUUCUGCCACCUGUGUGAUCGUUCUGAAAAGAAAAGGCGGCAGAAAGCAAAGAGAGCUGCUCUGAAAGGAGGAGCUUGAGCAGUUUCGAUGCAGUGCAGCUCUCCACAGUGAGACUUGAAAGGCAAAAGCUCUGUAGUCAACCUGUGGAUCCUGUGGAUCCUGUGAACCUUGGAUCACAAAUCCAAAAAGCUGCGGGCUGUGAACCUUGAUCCAAGCCCGGAUGUUGUACUGUACAAUUCACUGGACCUCCCUUUCAGUCACAGUGGCCAAAAGACAGUUUCCGCAUGCAUGCGGUUUUUGAACCGGAUCUAGUUUCGAGCCUCACAGAAUUCAUAUCUCAAUCUUUUGCUGCCGCACAUUAUGUACAUCAGGCUUGUGGACUAAAGAUGUUUCAUUUCGCAAAUGAAGCGACAGAACAGCUGAGUUGUCAGCAGAUGUCUCAGGGAAGCUUGCACCAACGUCCCCUCAGCUGUACAGGCCAUGCGGUCCUAGGCUGGGCGAGUCUUGAGGUAAUCGUGACAUGGCUCAGCUGUGCACAGCGAAGCUUGGCGAACCUGGCCUUAAGUGUCAGGGUUUUUUUUCGCAGCGCUCCAAUGCAGAGGCAAAAUAAGC